GGGUCCUCGGCAUUUUUCUGCGAGCAGGGCACUCAGAAUCCAAAAGAUUUUUUUUUUUUAUUAAAGCCCAGUUCUUUCGGUCACCGGAACGGGACUAUGAAAUGACUCCACCGGGCAUAAACAGAGGAGAUUCCUUUUGGGGGGGCCAGUUUCCCAUCGAGCUAAAUCUAGCGGAUUAGCAGGAUUAUCUGAUUGCGGCUGAAAAGAAGUAACGUUGUUUGAUCAUUUGUAUUUCUUGCCUGACGGUCGGAUUUCAAUGGAGGUGGCUCUGGGUUCGGAUGAUUCUGGAUCGUUGGUGCAGUUGGAAGGGAAAAACCACCGAUCGAUACCGUUCGGAAGUGUCCGGGGGUGAUUUUUUUUGGGGGGGGGGGGAAGAAAAGAAAAUAACACCCCGAGGUUGCGGCUGCUAAAAAAAAAAUAGGAAUAACGGAGCAAGAAACACAGGGUGGCUGGGAUCGCCUUCUGUGAACUGGAUAUAGAUCUGCAGAUAACUGGAUUUGAUUUACCAGAAGGGAAUCUGCAGUAAAUGGCCACUCUCCUUAAACUGUUGCCAUGGAAAACCAAAUGGUCAGUAACAGGAAGCCUGAUAAAUACUGCUGAGUCAAGAUGCCGCUUCAGUAAAUGCGAAAUCCAUGAAGAUACCUGCUGAGCGAAAGUCUUUUUGGGAUUUCACAGCCUAGCUCACAUUUAGGAAAUCUGAUCUGUUCUCUGCAGUGACCCAGGUUUUCUCGUGCGGAUACAAAUACAAUUGCUUCACUGUAACUCUCCAACCGAUGUGGAACCAUGGCAUGGCCAAGAUCCAUGUGGCUGAACUGCUACCGGAGAGCCGUUUCGGUUGGCUGGGCCCACACAGGAUUGGAAGCCGCUUUUGCUCUCUGUGUGCUGGGAUUCGUGUUCCAGGCUGCAGCUGUGUCCUCCCAAAAAUUGGAUGACGUUGACCCACUGGUGACUACCAACUUUGGCAAAAUAAGAGGGAUGAAGAAGGAACUCAAUAAUGAAAUUUUGGGACCUGUUAUUCAGUUCCUUGGUAUCCCCUAUGCAGCCCCUCCUCUGGGAGAGCAUCGAUUUCAGCCUCCUGAACCUCCGUCGCCCUGGUCCGACGUGAAAAAUGCCACCCAGUUUGCUCCGGUGUGUCCUCAGAACGUCAUAGAUGGCAGGCUGCCUGAAGUCAUGCUUCCCGUGUGGUUUACUAAUAACUUGGAUGUAGUUUCCUCCUAUGUUCAAGAUCAGAGUGAAGACUGCCUCUAUUUAAAUAUAUAUGUCCCAACUGAGGAUGGUCCCCUUACAAAGAAACAGACAGAUGAUUUAGGUGAUAAUGACGGUGCUGAAGAUGAAGACAUUCGGGACAGUGGGGGUCCCAAACCAGUGAUGGUGUACAUUCAUGGUGGGUCAUACAUGGAAGGCACUGGAAAUUUAUAUGAUGGCAGUGUCCUGGCAAGUUAUGGCAAUGUGAUAGUCAUCACAGUCAACUACCGACUUGGGGUACUUGGGUUCUUGAGUACCGGCGAUCAGGCUGCCAAAGGAAAUUAUGGGCUCCUUGAUUUAAUACAGGCUUUGAGAUGGACCAGUGAGAACAUUGGGUUCUUUGGCGGCGACCCAUUAAGAAUCACCGUUUUUGGAUCCGGUGCUGGUGGUUCAUGUGUCAAUCUGCUGACCUUAUCCCAUUAUUCUGAAGGACUUUUUCAGAGAGCUAUAGCUCAAAGUGGAACAGCUCUUUCCAGCUGGGCUGUGAGUUUCCAACCUGCGAAAUAUGCCAGGAUUUUGGCUACAAAAGUUGGUUGCAACAUGUCAGAUACUGUAGAGUUAGUAGACUGUCUACAGAAGAAGCCUUACAAAGAACUUAUUGACCAGGAUAUUCAACCAGCACGAUACCAUAUAGCCUUUGGACCCGUAAUUGAUGGUGAUGUAAUACCUGAUGAUCCUCAAAUAUUAAUGGAACAAGGGGAAUUUCUCAACUAUGACAUAAUGUUGGGUGUUAACCAAGGGGAAGGGCUGAAAUUUGUGGAAAAUAUAGUUGAUAGUGAAGAUGGCAUAUCAGCUAGUGAUUUUGACUUUGCAGUUUCCAAUUUCGUUGAUAAUUUAUAUGGAUAUCCUGAAGGCAAAGAUAUUCUGAGGGAAACAAUCAAAUUUAUGUAUACUGAUUGGGCAGAUCGUCAUAACCCUGAGACCAGAAGGAAGACAUUAUUGGCUUUGUUUACCGACCAUCAGUGGGUGGCCCCUGCCGUGGCUACUGCAGAUCUUCACUCAAACUUUGGUUCACCAACAUACUUCUAUGCCUUUUACCAUCAUUGCCAAACAGAUCAGGUACCAGCUUGGGCUGAUGCGGCUCAUGGAGACGAGGUUCCUUAUGUGUUAGGAAUCCCCAUGAUUGGUCCUACAGAAUUGUUUCCCUGUAAUUUCUCCAAAAAUGAUGUGAUGCUGAGCGCAGUAGUGAUGACAUACUGGACUAAUUUUGCUAAAACGGGUGAUCCAAUCAGCCUGUCCCUCAAGACAACAAAAUUCAUCCACACAAAACCGAACCGUUUCGAAGAGGUAGCAUGGACCAGAUAUUCACAGAAAGAUCAACUGUACCUCCAUAUUGGAUUAAAACCAAGAGUAAAAGAACAUUACAGGGCCAAUAAGGUGAACCUUUGGUUGGAAACUUCACCUCAUCUGCACAAUCUCAAUGACAUUUCUCAGUAUACCUCUUACGACAACUAAAGUGCAUCAACAGAUAUUAUUCAGCCUACAAGGAAAAACUCUGUCCCUGUAACUUCAGCCUUUCCUACAACCAAGCAAGACGAUUCCAAACAGCAACCAAGUCCGUUUUCAGUGGAUCAAAGGGACUAUUCCACAGAAUUGAGUGUUACUAUUGCAGUGGGAGCAUCUUUGCUGUUUCUGAACAUUUUAGCCUUUGCAGCAUUGUACUAUAAAAAGGACAAGAGGAGACAUGAUGUUCAUAGGAGAUGUAGCCCACAGCGUACGACUACCAAUGAUCUUACCCAUGCACAAGAAGAGGAGAUAAUGUCCCUCCAAAUGAAGCACACUGACUUGGAUCAUGAAUGUGAGUCCAUCCAUCCACAUGAGGUGGUUCUUCGGACCGCCUGUCCCCCAGACUACACACUAGCUAUGAGGAGGUCCCCUGAUGAUAUUCCUUUAAUGACACCCAACACCAUUACAAUGAUUCCCAACACUAUACCAGGGAUUCAGCCCUUACACACAUUCAACACAUUUACUGGAGGACAGAAUAAUACUCUGCCCCACCCUCACCCCCACCCCCAUUCACAUUCAACAACCAGGGUAUAGCCAGACAAGAUGAAACAAACUCUAUUUUUUGAUGGAUUUACAGUCAGUGAUAUUACUGAAGAUUACUUGGCUUUUCAACCUACAAGACUUACUAUUUAAAUAAGGAGGAAUAUUAUGUGAAUAUACAUAUCAAGAACUUUUGGGGUUUUGAAAAAAUGAAUUGUAAAUAUACGAGUGAACUUGAAACAAAACUGAUCUUAAUUGCUUGAAGCAGUUGUUCUGAAUGAUACUUUUUCAUUCACAUUCAAGUAUUACUUUUUUGAAGAUUUAAGUUACAUAAUGAAAUUAGGCAUGUGCAACACCAAACAGGAAAGACCUAUGACUGAAAAUUCAAAACAAAAAAUAUAUAAAUAUGCAACAAGGGACACACUAAAUGGAAUGUCAAAUGAUUUUCACGAGUUUUUAUUUGGAACUGUUUUAUUGUCUAGACCAUAUUUACAUGUUGGAAUAAAUACACAAAGCACCAAUGCUGUUAAAGCCUUAGUAGGGGCUUAUGCUGAAAUGUGCCAGUAAGACAAAGAAAUCAAAACCCUGGCAGGUUCAACAUUAUCACAUAAGUGCUGACAGUAUAAAGUUGUGGGGGUAAAGGAAACUGGAUAUUUUUAGCACGAUGUGCAUGAUAAUUUUAUAUGCUUGGUGGCUGUGCUGCUGAUUAAGACGUAAUUAAAAUUCUUCUCAUCCCAUUGGAGUUUUUAAUAGAAGCUUCCUUCAUCAUUGGCAGAAAACUGAAGAAGAUUUUAAGGGUGAAAAGUAAUUACAAUAAAAUGAUUCACAGUAACUUGGAUAAUAGCAAGAAUUAGUUAUUAAGGGAACUUGAUGAUAUUGUAGGUAGAGCAGUGAACACUCACUGUUACAAAUCCCAGAGAAAAGUCUUUCUGUGUUUUCAAUGUUCUUUUUCAUUUCCAUAUAAAUAAUUUAUAGAACUAUAACCGCAAUGGAACUUGUGCUGAAGGAUCUAUAAUUUGCUGUGGUUUAGUUACACUGUAUUUAGGUCAUACUGGUAAGGUGAAGUGUGUCCAAAGAUUUAUUUUAACAAGAUAAAGGUGCCCCGGUAUUACCACUCUGAUUACAGUUCUCAAUUAUUGAUUUACUCAUGAUGCAUGUCAAAAUGUUUACUAAUACUAUUUCAAUAUAAAAUUCAUUUCCCUCCUCACCAUUGCAUCUCUUUAUCACUGAACUUCAUUCACCAGAAUUUACUAAUGAGAUCUACGUAGAGAAUGAUGUAAAUGGUGAAGUGAUAAGGGAAGUUGACAACUGGAAAUUUUUAGUCUUACAUGUAUGUGUGAUUUUAAAUGAAUGUUCUAAAAUCACAAGAAAUUCUUCAUUCCCCUGUUGUUUACCAGUAACAGUAUAUCACAGACCUUUCCAAAUGUUUGUAUAUGUAAUCAGAUGUACAUUUAUAUAUAAAAAAAUGAGAUGGACUUAAGAGCACAUCCCUGAUAAAUACUUUCUCUCUUACCUGUACUAUAUUUCUAUUAGACUAAAGUUAUGUGAUUUUUUUUUACAUUUUUUCAGAUUACUAGCAAUUUUGAUAGUUUGUAAGAUAAUGCAAAGAACUUUCUCUGACAAACUAACUGCAGUAACAGAAACAUUUCUUUUCAGUUACUCUUUUUCAAGAAUGAAAGCUUAUUACACACAAAAAUUGUAUACUACUUGAUGGAAAUUACUUUGUACUUCUUGGCCAUGUUACUGGUCAUUGAGUGAAAUAAAGAUAAUCUGGAUAAUGACUACUAUUCCAAUACUAAGAGACCUGAUCUUUGCUCAUUAAAGAGCUAAACUGUUUAUUGCUGUUUUGUCAUUUUUUAAAACAAGUGAUGAUAACUGUCUCAAAGAGUCAUUUCUCUAGACCAGUCGGGUUUUUGAAGACAGGUUCAGGCCUUCUACAUACAAAUCAACUGCAUAGUAUACAUUUAUAUGAUAGUGUAUAUAUAUGUAUACGAUAUGCCCCACCUCUGUGUCAAUCUCAUUCCAGUGUAAAAUCAGAAUGUGCCACUACUAACAGUAUUGGUUUGCUAUUUUCAUUGUAUAGUAUUCAAAGAUAUUGUGCCUCUGAAACUUGUCAGUGUUUUCAACUAGAAAGAAAUAAAAUCAUGUUUCAAAUAGUAAACAUCAAGGAUCAGUAGAGUGUCUCAUGGCAUGAGAGUUACCUGGUUCAUAGCUAAACUUUCAUUUAGUGAUAGAAAGUUAUCCUUCUAAGGAAAUUUAAGAGAAUUAAGAUAUUAAAAAUGAUCAUAAAAGAUGAAAUCCUGAAAUUUUAAGCACUUUGUUUAAUUUCAAACACAUACCCACAUGCAUAUUCAUGUAGGUGUCAGUCCCCAAUUUUAAAUGAAAAGUUCUACUGGAAGUAUUAAGUUGAAAGUCUUCAAAAUCCAGAGUGGUCUAUGUGCAGUUUCUACCUGAUGUGGUUGUACUUUUAGACUGUGAACUGCCAAUGUGAACAAAUAAAGAGAAUUGUUUGCCAUCUGAUCUUGUUUGAUAGGAAGAUUGUACUUGCUUUAUUGAGUCAACAAAAGAAAAAAAAGGACAAAAAUACUGGUGUCCAUUAAAUAAGAGAUAAAUGAAUAUGAUUUAUUGUGGGUUAUUUAACUUUGGCAAAACCAAAAUUGCAUUCUAUUUUGUUGGUGGCCAAAUAUCUAUAUUUCUAUGAAUAUAAAAACAUAGAAAUAUAUAUAUACACACCAUAUCAGUUACUUACUUGUUUGCCUCUGUUAGUUCAGAAAAGCAUGAUUUAAGAAAUAAAACAGAGACCUCUUUUUUUUUUAUUUCUGUCACACAAGAAUAUCUUAUUGGAUAGAGCUGGAGUGCAAAUGUUAUACCACAAAAGUGGUUCUGUUUGCUAAUUUUAUCAUUACAGUGACCAAAGUUUCUGAAAGCAAAAUGAUUUCUCAUAUUUUCAUAGAGCAUUUAGAAUUUUUUAAAGCUGAAAUAAUAAGAUAAUUUUUUUCAUAUGCUUUAAAAUCCAUUUUCAAAAGGUAAAAUCCACAUUUGCCUGUUCUUUUUACCUUCCAAAACUUAUCAUGUAUAACCAAAUUAUGUGUGGAAUUUCCUAGUAUUUUCAUUGGUUGAAUCAGAUUAAACAUCAAAUAAGCAAACAUUCUUAUAAUUGGUUUUCAGAAGUUCACAAAAACAAUUUGCACUCAUUAUUUAUUCUAAUUAUGUCACUUCAUCACUGGAUAUUGUUCUCUUGGCUUACUUAGUUGCUUCAAAUAGAGAAUUAAGAUUGAUUUUUUUUCUCCACUUUCAAAUGAAUUUUCUGGCAACUAUGUUGGAACCUUUUUGCCAAUGACAAGAAAAUCAAUACAAAACCUGUGAAAGUUAGUUGAUAUAUAAGGUUGUACUAGUAUUUCAAGGUGAAGUCAGAAAAAAAAUGUAAUUUCCUUACCUUGAGGGCAGAGAUUGUGUCUACCAACUGCAUUGUGUUCUACCAAGCACUUAGUACAGUGUUCUGCACACAGGAAAUGCUCAAAAAAUAUCAGUGAUUGAAUUCUAACUAAACAUCUUACACACAAUUCCACUACCUGAGUUGAAAUGUGCGUCUUAAAGGGAAGUAGCCGACCAAGGAACUAAGCCAUUUAUACACAGUUUCCCACACGAAAACAGCAUGCACUUAUUUUAGUUGGGUAACCUAUUCCAAAUUAGAUUUUUGAAUACAAAGUAAAAUCUCUAUUGUAUUUAGUUAUAGUUAAUACUGAUAUAAGUAUUAGUAUUAUUGUUCAGGAUGGAUGGAUGUAAGGAAUGCUAUAAAUAUGUUCCAGCUGUAAAGACACUUCUGUAUAAAAGUUACUGGGAUUCUUUCCCUUAGCAAGUUUUACAGAAAUAGUUUAAAGACAAAAAAAGUUGAUAAAUGGAAAUUCCUGGGAAGCUGUCGAGCAUCAUGGUAGUUCUUCUAUGUUUGUAAUUUUGUUUUCCUCCUGUGCAAUUAGCUCAAAAUACUGGACUUCUUUUCUUUUUACAGUAAUUAGUUGUUAUAGACUCACCUUUUAAUGUCAGUGAAAAUUAGUUCAUUUGGUUAUAUUUGUGGAAACAUGAUCCCAAAUAAAUUAAAUUAAUGGGUACUUCCCUGCUGAGAUUUUGUUAUCAUUCAUUUAAUUUCCUUGUCAACCUUUCCUUUGAAACAGUCGUUUUGUCUUUUGAGUCAACUAACUAAAAGAGAGUCUGGAACGGACUUAGCCUUAUCUCAUUUUUACUUGAUGUAAGAACAAUAUAACCUUCAGAUUUCCUUCAGCAGUCUCAAGAGAAGUUUCCCAACCAACUGAUGUACAGAGGCCAGACUUUUUUUUUUUUCAUAAACUUUCCAAUUUGAUUUGAUUCUAGCACUUUGUAUGUGAGCCAGAAAUUAAUAAAAUCUCGAAAACGGUCUGUGCAGAAGAUUGAAGGGAAUAAUCAUGUGCUGCACAUGAAGAACUUUCUGGCUGGGUUUUAUUUAUAUUAUUGGGUCAUUGAUUUAUUAUUUGCACAUUCUUUGAAAUGAAAUGGUAAGAGAUGCAAUAGGAUGGUAAUGUAAGGGCCCAAUACUCUCUAAUGAAAUGCUUUUGUUGGAAAGAACUUUAUCAUCCCCAAUGCAACUUGAUCCAAAAACAGAUGAAUGUAAAUUUCUAUAAAAUCUAAAACGCAGCUGUAGUAUCUUAUUUACAGGAAGAUAAAAUGACCAGGCAAUCAGUAUAUGAAGUAAAGUGUACUACUAAAUGUCAAUGGUAUGUGAUUGUUGACUAGAAUUAAGUAACAUCAGUACUCCGAUCCCGGAGGACAUUCGAUUGUCAUUGCCAUUUUUUCUUUCCAGUUGUGUCAAUACAUAGUAAACUUCUUGCACAGUCCUUACAGAUAUUGCUUUACAUGUCUACCAUUGUGCUGAUAGAACAAAAUUAAAAGCUCUGAAGUAAUUCGGGACCCAGUAGUAGUAUUCUGUCUGGAAUCGAAAUUGAUAUUCAUUAAAGCUUCACUAAAUUUUUAUAAAUAACAAAAACUCAGCAGCUGGAAUUAUUACAAAGGGAGUGUUCGCUAAAUGCCACUUAUGGAGUGGAACUAUAUUCUAUAUGGUACAUUUAAAGGGAUUUUUCAGUGGGUGCUUUGAAUUAUCCUUUUUUCCCCACUCCUGCCAUAGAAGGAAACAUAUUUCAUGGGUUUUUUUGUAUGAGGUUGCCAUAAGUGAUGCCGUUUGUGUUUGAACAUCCAUGGCUUUCAUAAAAAAACAUUUAUUCUCAUUAAUAAAUAUUACCAUGUUUUUCAA
Molecule: messenger RNA, 8512 nt
Organism: Ornithorhynchus anatinus (platypus)
Lineage: Eukaryota; Metazoa; Chordata; Mammalia; Monotremata; Ornithorhynchidae
Gene: NLGN1
Product: neuroligin 1
Biological process (GO): modulation of chemical synaptic transmission; synaptic vesicle endocytosis; postsynaptic membrane assembly
Cellular component (GO): cell surface; synapse; postsynaptic specialization membrane
Molecular function (GO): signaling receptor activity; neurexin family protein binding
Source: RefSeq, a predicted model, not a curated record